AAAACUUCAGCGGAGUUGCACGUGGUCACGUCACGUGCGUUAUCAUUCAGAUCAAGAUGGCAGCCUCCGUGUGUCGGUGCUAUGAGCUGGUCGGAAGACGUCUUCUGCUCCUGCCAUCCCGUGCUGUCGUCUCCUCAUUCAAGAGAGGAGAUGCCUACAGGAUAUGUGGGUCUCCGGCUGUCCCUGUGCAGGUGCGGUAUGCGUCAGAACGACCUAGUCGUAAAGGCUUUUUCAGGGAGUUUGUGGAGAACCUGAGGCAGGAGUUUGGGAAGGACAAGGAGAUGAAGGAGAACAUCAAGAAGUUCAGAGAGGAGGCCAAGAGACUAGAGGAGUCGGAUGCCCUGCAACAGGCUCGGAGGAAAUUUAAAACCAUUGAGUCUGAAACCGUUAAGACCUCUGAGGUGUUCAAGAAGACCUUUGGGACUCUGUCUGAAACUGUGAAGGAGGGCCUUGAGGAGGUGACCCGUACAGACCUGGGGAAGAAAAUCAAGGAGGGGGUGAAGGAGGCAGCCAAGACUGCCAGGCACUCGGUUGAGUCUGUGUCCAAGGGGGGAGAGAAGCUGGGAGCGACCAGUGCCUUCAGGGCCAUCUCACAGGGGAUGAAGUCAGUGAAGAGAGAGAUUGACGUGGUGGACGAUGGUACUUAUAGGGCUCCUUCUCAACUCAGGAAGAGGAGGGAAUUCUCCUCCAAGGGAGGGGACAGCGACAACCGAGUGUUUGAGGCCAACGAAGAGGACGUGGGUGUUGUGCUGCACAAGGAUUCUAAGUGGUACACACAGUGGAAGGACUUUAAAGACAACAACAUGGUUUUCAACAGGUUCUUUGAGAUGAAAAUGAAGUAUGACGAGAGUGACAACGCUCUUGCCAGAGCAUCUCGAGCUGUGACCGACAGAGUCACCAAUCUACUAGGUGGUCUCUUCUCCACUACGGAGAUGUCUCAGGUGCUGACGGAGAUCUUAAAGGCAGAUCCCAGCUUCGACAAGGACUCCUUUCUCAAACAGUGCGAGAAGGACAUCAUCCCCAACAUCCUAGAGGCUAUGAUCCGCGGUGAGCUCGAGAUGCUGAAAGACUGGUGCUAUGAAGCCACAUACAGUCAGCUGGCCCACCCCAUCCAACAGGCCAGGGCCCUGGGUCUAAUGUUCCAGUCCAAGGUCCUAGAUAUAGACAACAUAGAUUUGGCGAUGGGGAAGCUCAUGGAUCAAGGCCCCGUGUUGAUCAUCACCUUCCAGGCCCAGGUGGUCAUGGUGAUUCGUAGUCCCAAGGGAGACCUGGUGGAAGGAGAUCCGGAGAAGGUGUUGAGGAUGAUGUACGUGUGGGCUCUGUGUCGUGACCAGGAGGAGCUCAACCCCGACGCGGCCUGGAGACUACUGGACAUGUCUGCCUCCAGCACCGAGCAGGCUCUUUGAGAGAUGAGGGACCAGACAAAGGGACGCUCCCGGGACACACACACACGUCCAGGUUCUACACACACAAGCCAGUGUACACCGCAACAUCACACAUAUCCAGGAGCCACACUGUAUGUCAAGAGGACGUGGUGGCAUGUCACUUUCCAGAUGUGUACUAGAGUGGUGUGUUUGUGGUUAGUCCUUAUGACGCAGAUGGGAUCUUCUACUGGUGUGUGUGGUCUUGGAAACGAAAUGGUGUAUACGGA
Salvelinus sp. IW2-2015 is the source of this 1651-nucleotide messenger RNA. Its product is annotated as mitochondrial import inner membrane translocase subunit TIM44-like. NCBI's taxonomy places the organism in Eukaryota, Metazoa, Chordata, Actinopteri, Salmoniformes, Salmonidae. Gene Ontology annotation, cellular component: mitochondrial inner membrane. Gene Ontology annotation, molecular function: protein-folding chaperone binding. Gene Ontology annotation, biological process: protein import into mitochondrial matrix. The record is from RefSeq and is a predicted model, not a curated record.